This is a messenger RNA of Schizosaccharomyces osmophilus, 753 nucleotides long. RefSeq names its product 60S ribosomal protein L7b involved in cytoplasmic translation (gene rpl702). Gene Ontology annotation, biological process: maturation of LSU-rRNA from tricistronic rRNA transcript (SSU-rRNA, 5.8S rRNA, LSU-rRNA). Gene Ontology annotation, cellular component: cytosolic large ribosomal subunit. Gene Ontology annotation, molecular function: RNA binding; structural constituent of ribosome. The transcript is spliced from 2 exons. NCBI's taxonomy places the organism in Eukaryota, Fungi, Ascomycota, Schizosaccharomycetes, Schizosaccharomycetales, Schizosaccharomycetaceae. The record is from RefSeq and is a predicted model, not a curated record. Bases 1 to 753 code for a protein of 250 amino acids.
AUGGUUGCCUCCUCGACCGUCCCUUCUGUAGCCUCUAUUUUUGUACCUGAGUCUCUUCGUAAGAAGACUAAGACUCAGGAGCAAGCUCGUGAACAGCGCGUUGCUGCUGCUGCUGAGAAGAAAUCCGCUGCUCAAAAGAAGCGUGAACUUAUUGCUAAGCGUGCUGAAGCUUAUGAAACUGAAUAUCGUGCUGCUGAGCGUGAGCAAAUAGAUCUCGCUCGUAAGGCUCGUGCCGAGGGCAACUUCUAUGUUGCUGAAGAGCCUAAAUUGAUCUUCGUUGUCCGUAUCCGUGGUAUCAACAACAUUCCCCCCAAGGCCCGUAAGAUUAUGCAGCUCUUGCGUCUCUUGCAAAUCAACAAUGGUGUUUUCGUAAAGUUUAACAAGGCUACCAAGGAAAUGCUCCAAGUUGUUGAACCUUAUGUCACUUAUGGUGUUCCCAACCGUAAAGCUGUCCGUGACUUGAUCUACAAGCGCGGAUUCGGAAAGAUCAAUAAGCAACGUAUUUCUCUUGCCGACAACUCCAUGAUUGAAGCCAACUUGGGCAAGUACUCAAUCUUGUCUGUUGAAGACUUGAUUCAUGAAAUUUACACUGUUGGUCCCAACUUCAAGCAAGCUGCCAACUUCAUCUGGCCUUUCAAGCUCUCCUCUCCUUUGGGUGGUUUCAGAGAACGCAAGUUCACCCACUUCAUUGAGGGCGGUGAUGCUGGUAAACGUGAUGAACACAUUAACGGCUUAUUGAAGCAAAUGGUUUAA